Molecule: messenger RNA, 2920 nt
Organism: Haemorhous mexicanus (house finch)
Lineage: Eukaryota; Metazoa; Chordata; Aves; Passeriformes; Fringillidae
Gene: MEGF8
Product: multiple EGF like domains 8
Exons: 15
Molecular function (GO): calcium ion binding
Source: RefSeq, a predicted model, not a curated record
AUGGGCACCAGUACGAACCAGUACGAACCAGUACGAACCAGUGAGACCCGGCGCAUCCUGAGCGUUACUUUAGGGACCAGUGAGACGCGGCGCAUCCUGAGCGUGCAGCCCAGCUACGAGUGGACGUGCUUCAGCCACUCCCUGCUCAACGUGUCCCCGAUGCCGGUGGAGUCGGCGCCGCCGCUGCCCUGCCCCACCCCGUGCACCUGCAGCGCUCGUGCCACGCCUGCCUGGCCUCGCCCGGCGCCGACGGCGGCUGGCAGCACUGCCUCUGGAGCCUGGCACUCAACCAGUGCCUCAGCCCCAGCUUCGCCCCCCUGCUCUGCCUCGCCGGCACCUGCGGCCGCCUCCUCCGUGGGGGGGGCGCUUCUGGAACCUUCGGGGCGCUCCCCCCCCACUCUGGCGGUGGGGGAGGGGUGCCGGGGGUCCCUCCCGGAGGUGGGGAGGGGUCUGGGAGCGCUGCCCCCCCCCCGAGUGCGCGGGAGCCUCGCAGUGCUCGCAGUGCCUGCGGCGGCCCCGCUGCGGCUGGUGCGCCCGGGGGGGGCACAACGGAGGGGGGCGCUGCCUCGAGGGGGGGCUCAGCGGGCCCGGCACGGUGUGACCCAGGCGUGCGGGGCCGGCGGGAUUUGGGCUUUCCUGAGCUGCCCCCCCGAGGACGAGUGCGAGAACGGGCACCACACCUGCGGGCCCAGCCAGGUGUGCCAGGACCUACCUGAGGGCUUCACCUGCACCUGCAAGGCCGGCUACAGCCCCGACAGCCGCACAGGUGAGUGCCGCCCCGUGUGCCGCCAGGGCUGCGCCAACGGCACCUGCCUGGAGCCCGACAGGUGUCGCUGCCACUUCGGCUUCGUGGGCGGGGACUGCGCCACGCCCUGCGCCUGCAACGGCCACAGCGACUGCGCCGGGCCCGGCGCCACCCGCACCUGCCUCAGGUGCAUGAACAACACCCAGGGCCCGCAGUGCCAGCGCUGCCGCCCGCUCUUCGUGGGCUCGGCGCUGGGGGGGGGCACCUGCCUCACCUGCCGCUCCUUCUGCCGCCACCGCGCCGACGUCUGCGUCAGCCGCGCCGAGCUGGAGCGGCACCGCCGCGACCCCGACAGGUACCCCCUGGAGCCGCACCUGAUCCACACCUGGGUGUCGGAGGGCCCCAGCGAGGCGCAGGCCGUGUGCGUCAACUGCCAGAACAACAGCGUGGGCGACAGGUGUGACACCUGCCGGGCGGGGUACUUCCUGCUGGACGGCACCUGCACCAGGUGCCAGUGCAACGGGCACGCCGACACCUGCAACGAGCUGGACGGCACCGGCUGCCCCUGCCAGAACAACACCGAGAGCGGCGCCUGCCCCGAGCGCAGGGACUGCUACCGGCACCAGUGCUCCAAGUGCCGCGACUCCUUCCAGGGCCACCCGGUGGGUGGCCAGCAGUGCUACCGCCUGCUGGCGGUGGAGCAGGAGUACUGCCUGGACCCGGCGUCGCAGAGCCACUGCUUCCCGCCGCCGCAGCGCCGCCCGCUGCCGCCCGGCCGCUCGGUGCCCUUCGCCGUGCAGCCCAAGUUCACCAACGUGGACAUCCGCGUCACGCUGGACGUCACCUUCGGCGCCGUGGACCUCUACGUGGCCACCUCCUACGAGACCUUCGCCGUGGACGUGGAGCCGGGCACGGGGUGGCACCGGGUCAGGGUGCAGGCGCCCCCAGCCCCACCUCACCCCCAGCCCCACCUCAGUGGCCAAACUGGCCAAACUGGCCACAGUGGUCACUCCAUUGACCCCAGACCUUCUGGUAGCCCCCAGCCCCACGUCGGUAGCCACCCCACCCCUCCGUGGCCCAGCCCAGCCCCUCCCACCCUACUGGAGGAGCGCGCCCACGGCUUGGUCACCUACCUGACCAUCGGCCACCCCGUGCCCGCCCUGGUGGUCCGCGGCGUCCGCGACCGCCUGGUGCUCACCUACCCCCACCAGCAGCACCCGCUCAAGUCCACCAGGUUCUACCUGCUGGUGGUGGCCGGUCCGGAACCUUCUCAGGGGCUGCUCUUCUUCCGGCAGGACCAGGCCCACAUCGACCUCUUCGUCUUCUUCUCGGUCUUCUUCUCGUGCUUCUUCCUCUUCCUGGCCGUCUGCGUGCUGCUCUGGAAGGCCAAGCAGGGCCUGGACGCGCGGCACGAGCGGCGCCGCCAGCGCCAGGAGAUGUCCAAGAUGGCCGCCAGGCCCUUCGCCAGGGUCACCGUCUGCUUCCAGCCCUGCGGCCACCCAGGGCCAGCGCCGGGCUACCGAGGCUGGGAGGUGGUUCUGGAGGUGGCCACCAAAGUUCUGGAGGUGGCCACCAAAGUUCUGGAGGUGGCCACCCAGGUUCUGGAAGUGGCUACCAAUCUGGAGGUGGUUACUCAAUUUCUGGAGGUGGCCAGCAAAAUUCUGGAGGUGGCCACCAAAAUUCUGGAGGUGGCCACCAAAAUUCUGGAGGUGGCUACCAAAAUUCUGGAGGUGGAUACCAAAAUUCUGGAGGUGGCUACCAAGGUUCUGGAGGUGGCUACCAAUCUGGAGGUGGCCACCCAAGUUCUGGAGGUGGAUACCAAAAUUCUGGAGGUGGCCACCACAAUUCUGGAGGUGGCCAUCAAAAUUCUGGAGGUGGCUACCAAGGUUCUGGAGGUGGCCAUCAAAAUUCUGGAGGUGGCCAGCAAAAUUCUGGAGGUGGCCACCAAGGUUCUGGAGAACCCCCCGAAAUCCCUCGCGGCCACGCCCAAAGCGGGGGCGGGGCUUACGCGUUUGGGGGCGGGGUUUGCCCCGCGCUUGGGGGCGGGGCCAGUGACGUUGGAGCCCACGGAGGACGGCGUGGCCGCGGUCGCCACUUUGCUCCUUCAGUUGCCCGGUGGUCCCGGGGGUCCCCCCAGGGCCGCGCUGGGCUCGGCGCUGGUCGCGCUCCGAUUGG